Messenger RNA from Mesorhabditis belari, 891 nucleotides. Lineage: Eukaryota; Metazoa; Nematoda; Chromadorea; Rhabditida; Rhabditidae. The record is from the annotation of a GenBank genome assembly.
AUGCUGCCGGGAGAAAUCGUCGUUCAAAUUCUGCCAGAAGAAAUCGUCGUUCAAUCUCUGCCAGGAGAAAUCGUCGUUCAAAUUCUCCAAUAUUUACCGCAUCGAGAUCGGCGACGUUUCUGUCUGACCAACAAGCGAUUCGAUAAUCUUUACGAGAAUCUCGAUUCGCUGAACAAAGGAAUUUAUUCAAAAAUCACGACCGAAAAUCACGAAAUAAUUUGCGAAGGAAAAAACGGGCGUUAUGAAAAAGCCGAAGAGCUAAGCAAUCAAUCGAUUUUCAUAAAAACUCUGUCAAAUAUGACCCCCGCUUUCACGAUUAGCAAAUUGAUCAAAGCUUUUGCAAAAAAGAAUAUCCACAUUGAGAAAUUGAUUCUAACAUUCGAGUUUGAGAAAUACAAAGAGAUGAAUUGGGUGCAGCUGGCCCUUCGAAAAUUUCGAGCUUACAGUGUAAACUUGUGGCUUUCUGAUGACAGCUAUCAUAACCUCACAAUGCCAUCUGAAUGUCGUGAUUUGUGUCUAAAUGUUGAGCUAAACAAGCUAAACGAUUUUUCUACAUUGAGUUCACAAUGGUUGAAGCAUAAAGUUCAAGUCGAUUUGAGAAAAGCGAAAAAUUUCAACACUUUGCAAGUACUUUUCUGGAAAUCUAAAAGAGUGAUGGCUAAAGAAAAAGUGAAAUUUGGAAUCGCUUUAGAUUAUUUGAAGAGACAAAAGCAAAGUGAGCAAGUAGUUAGCGAAUUGCUUCGAAAAUGUUUUCCGAAUUUUAUCGAGACUCAAACUGGUGGAAAACGUCGAGUGCUUGCGUGGACAAACAACAUUCACAUCAUUUUGCCGAGGACUUUAAAGUCGGAAUUUCCUGUGUGCUGUGAAGAGCUACCUGAGUCGUUUUUUGGU